AUGGAAGCCGGUCUUCUCUCCUUCUCUUCUUCCUUGUCUCCUCUCUGCCAUAACAGAACCUUAGCCCUUAAUUCCAAAAUCUCGAAAGCCGGAAACUACCCUCGUCUCCCAAUCAUCAGAUCCGCCGUGUCUCGCACCAAAAAGGAAGAAACCGUGGAGACCGUCAAGUCCCACCUCGAGAACUGCCACCUCCUCGCCGCCAUCAACUACAAAGGCCUCACCGUCAAGCAGUUCCAAGACCUCCGGAGAACUCUCCCAGAGACCACCAAGCUCGUCGUCGCCAAGAACACUUUGGUCUUCAAGGCCAUCGAAGGCACCAAAUGGGAAGCUCUCAAGCCUUGUAUGAAGGGAAUGAACGCUUGGCUCUUUGUCCAAACCGACGAAAUCCCCACCGCCAUCAAACCCUACCGGAGUUUCCAGAAGGAACGCAAGCUCGAAGACAAUGACUUUGCCGGCGCCGUUUUCGAAGGUAAGUUCUACGCUCCAGACAAUUUCAAAGUUCUCGAGACAAUGCCCACUCGCGCUGAGGUCUACGCUAAGCUGCUCGGUUCUCUGCAAUCUCCGGCGAUUAAUCUCGUCUCUACUUUACAAGCACCGGCGAUUGAGGUUAUAAUGACGCUCAAGGCUUAUGUCAAGAAACUGGAAGAUGAGAGUAAUAAUGCAUAG
This is a messenger RNA of Microthlaspi erraticum, 666 nucleotides long. Lineage: Eukaryota; Viridiplantae; Streptophyta; Magnoliopsida; Brassicales; Brassicaceae. The record is from the annotation of a GenBank genome assembly.